AUGCUUUGUCGCAAACACAAUCGCGGAUGCAUCUACGAGAAGCAGAGUCGGCCGCCUCUCACCCGGCGCUACGUCGAGAAACUCGAGAAUGAGUUGGCGCAGAUGAAAGCUACGAUCCAACAGAUUAUACCCGAGAAUGCGAUGGCGGACAAUCACAUUAAUUUUGCAACCUCCGUGCAGGCGAGCACCGAAGCCCGUCCCUCAAUGAAUAUAUGCCAUCCCCCCGUUCACUCGGAGCAGCCUGUCCGAGCGGGCAGGCCUGGGGUGCGGCUUCGGCCCCAUCUCUACGACUCGGGCAUGGACAGCCACGUCGAGCAGCAAUCGCCGACUCAAUUUGGCGUAUCUUUUGAAAGUUCGCCAUCGUCUGGAAACUGGGAAUGGGAUGAGCGGACAAGCAGAACCUGUGGCGAUAAAUUCGUUGAUGGGAUGGCCAGUCUAACAAGCAAUUCGCAUGAAGGAGGCUAUCUGGGAGUCGCAUCUGGCGCUGCGUUACUACGAAUUACUGAUCCUGGCUCACAUGGGUCGAGGGGUAAGGUCGACGCGGAUACAGAUAGGGGAGCAGAAAGCUCCAAUCGCUCGGUUCCAAGCAUCCCAUUCGCAUUGGAUUCGCUCGGCCAGCUGGAGCCUUUCGUCGAUGGAUACUUUGCAGUUUUCCAUCGAUCUUACCCCAUCGUGCAUGAAGCCACGUUCCGAGCCCAGUUUAUGGAAGUCAUUCCACGGCCGAAGGCAAACGCUUGGCAGGUGCUGCUUUUCGUCGUGGCGGCGGUUGGUGCCUUUGCAGCCUCCACGGACUCAACAACAGACAUAGACUUAAGCCUUUUUGAAGCGGCGAAGGCGCGUUUGUCUAUCGAUGUACUAGAGACUGGCAAUACUAUUCUCGUUCAAGCCCUGACACUGAUCUCGAAUUACAUGCAGAAGCGAAAUAAACCGAACUCAGGAUAUAAUUAUAUGGGCCUUGCUCGACGCACUGCGAUGGCGAUUGGGCUUCACAAGGAAGUACAACGGUCCCGAGAUAUCAGUCUUUUCAUGCAUGAAAUGCGUCGGCGAAUCUGGUACUGUCUUUACAUUUUCGACGUCGGUGCUAUCAUUACCUUCUCGCGCCCUCUCGACUUCCCCCAGAACGGAGUUGAUGUGGAACUCCCAAUGAACGUUCAUGAUACGGAUAUUACACAAGAAACUAUACACCAACCCCGACCUGCCAACGAGACAACAGCGUACACUCACCUACGAGCCCAGGCCACAUUCCACAUGGCAACGAAUGAAAUAUACUCCAAUAUGAUAUCGAACUCUUUCCCAUCUGCAGCUGAACUUAUUGAUGCUGAUGACCGGUUUAUUUCCCGCUGGCUAUCCACAUUGCCUUUAUACUUCAAGGAAGAUGCCGUUCAAGGAAAGCGAUUCCGACUCUGCCAUGCGAUCUUACGGUGGCGAUAUCGUAACUUCCGGACUCUCAUGUAUCGGCCUAUCCUGUUGCGGCGCGUGAUGGCGCGACCGGAACGACAUGCUCCAAGCAACUCGGACAGUGGGGCAGAUGAAGACAUCGCUAUCCAACGAUGCCUGGAGGCAGCACGCGAAUCUGUAGAGCUAAUUUCGGACUACUGGGAAAAGGAGGAUCAUAAUACAAUGGCCUGCUGGUACGGGCUGUACUUUCUGUUUCAAGCUGUCCUCAUUCCCAUCUACUGCUUGCGCAAUGACCCGCAGAGUUCGAUGGCUGUGGCAUGGCGAAGUCAAAUUUCCAAGGCUAUGCGGACUAUUGAAUCGAUGUCUCGGCUGAAUGAAACAGCAUCCCGCUGCCUGGACAAGAUUCGAUCGGUCUGUGAGCCAUACCUCGACCACUCUGUCGACGGAUGGGGUCUCCCGACCGAGGAGUCUCCGCAGACUCAGAUUGCGAACCUUUAUUCGCUGAUGUGGCCUACCCUGGAGAUCGCACAAAUGGAUGGACUGGAUGCCUCCCUGUAA
Molecule: messenger RNA, 1956 nt
Organism: Penicillium argentinense
Lineage: Eukaryota; Fungi; Ascomycota; Eurotiomycetes; Eurotiales; Aspergillaceae
Product: fungal specific transcription factor domain-containing protein
Exons: 3
Coding region: 1-1956 (651 amino acids)
Biological process (GO): positive regulation of transcription from RNA polymerase II promoter by galactose; DNA-templated transcription
Cellular component (GO): nucleus
Molecular function (GO): RNA polymerase II cis-regulatory region sequence-specific DNA binding; zinc ion binding; DNA-binding transcription factor activity, RNA polymerase II-specific
Source: RefSeq, a predicted model, not a curated record